Messenger RNA from Dentiscutata heterogama, 729 nucleotides. NCBI's taxonomy places the organism in Eukaryota, Fungi, Glomeromycota, Glomeromycetes, Diversisporales, Gigasporaceae. The record is from the annotation of a GenBank genome assembly.
AUGGGAAGUGGGGUAGUAACAUGGCUUAAGCAUGAAGGCCUUAUUAAAUACUUUUAUGAUGAAAAAAUGUUGACAUUAGCAUAUAAUGUUAUUAUGGAAUCUUUGAUUACAAUGUUUCUUCGGAAAAGUGAAAAACUUGAAGAAUUAUUAAUCAAUAAUAAAUUUAUUUUUCUGAAAGUAUCGACAAUCUUGAACGCUAUGCCAGGGAUAUCACAAUUAAAAACACUACAUGUUAAUCUUCGUAGCUAUAAAAAUUCCACUAGCACGAACAUAAUAGAAUUAAUGAAUGCAUUAACGUCUAAACUAUGUCCCUAUCUUAAACAACUCAAUAUUAAAUCUUAUUUACCUAGUGAUGAAAGUGAUACACUCGUAAAUAUUAUAAAAUCCAAUGAAAAAUUAGAAAAAAUAGAACUCGGUAGCCCUAUCAUAAGUAGGAGCAUUUAUGUGUAUAAUAUUCCAAAUUACAAAGAUGAAAGAACAAUUAGGGAACUUUUUUGGUACUGUGGAAAAACUGCCGAAUUUGAGCUUUUAAAAAAUGAAUGGGAUGAUAAUCAAACUGCUUACAUAGCAUUUUAUGAAGUAAGAGCCACCUUAUUGAAGAAUACUGAAUAUACUGUCAAAUCUGUUGAAGAAAUAAUUUAUAUUAAAAUUUUUCCAGCAUUAAAAUAUGUUAGGAAUUCCUUAAAAGAAACUUUGUUAGAUUUACUUGCAAUCACUGUCGAGGAAUGA